CAUUUAGUGACACUUUCAUUUGAUGGCAUGCAGCGCCAGGUGCUCAUCGGGGCUCGUCGCUUCCUGAGCUCCAGACGCAAGCCAGAGCACUUCCCGUCGCUCGCCACUGCUCUACGAGUGUUUCACGAGCAAAACGGCCAUUUUCUCGUGCCUUACACGUUCCAGGUGCCUCAGAAUGAAGCCCAGAAUUCCAUCGAUAACCCAUGGCCACAGGAGACACAAGGACUCAAUUUAGGCCGCGAGAUCCGCAAAUUCGUCGAUUUAUCGAGCGUCAAAAUCUCACCAGAGUUGCAGAGUGUGCGUCGUCAAUUGGAUGCUGUCGGAUUCCCCCAGAUUCGCGACUGGAAGCGCUUCCAGUGGGAACAAAUGUCGCUUUCAGCCUUGAAGACAUUCAAGCAAAUGCAUGGCGAUCUGCUAGUGACACGCAAUUUUGUGGUACCCGAGGGAGAUCAGCAAUGGCCGAAACCCACGUGGGGGCUGAAAUUGGGCUCCCAUGUGAAUUUUCUGCGUCAAAAUCGCGAUAAAUUGACAUCGUGCCAGGUUCAAGACCUCGACGACAUUGGGUUCGUGUGGGUGGUAGCAGACUACAAUUGGGACGUAUUAUUCAUGCCCGCACUUCGGCGAUAUCGACAGCUUUAUGGUCACUGUGAUGUACCCCAGAAUUUCGUGGCUGGAGAGGAGAAGGACGAAUGGCCGAGAGAACUGCACGGGUACCGGUUAGGGGCGAUGGUGAACCGGGUUCGAGCCACUUCGUAUGCGGAGUAUGUGGAACGUGACAGAGAGGAACUCGAGAAAUUGGGCUUUUACUUCCAUAGCCACGACCAAAAGUGGCAAGAGAGCAUUCUCCCAGCAUUCGAAAUGUAUCAUCGAAUCUAUGGGAACUGCAACAUCCAAACGCACUUCAUCGUGCCGGAAGAGGAGCCAUGGCCACAGUCGAUGUGGGGCAUGCGACUCGGUUUUAUUGCGCGGAAUAUUCGGAACCGAGGAGAUUUUUUCCUACAAGUUGCACGGGACUACGAGAAACUCGAAAAUAUCGGGUUUGUAUGGAACGUAUUUGCAGCCAAGUGGCAGUAUGCAGUGCUCCCAGCGUUGGAUAUUUACGUGCGUGUGUAUGGCCAUGCCAACGUCCCUGCUAACUUCGUGGUGCCAUCAGAGGAUCCGUGGCCAGAGGAGUCGCAUGGAUUGAAGCUAGGAGAGUUGGCAACGAGCUUCUUGCGACGGAAAAUUUUCGCUGAUUUCAUUGAGAUCGACCGUGCGCAGCUUGAGGCGCUGGGGUUCUUUUGGUCCGCUCUUCCAGACGACGAUAUCAGUGGUGCUGACGCGUUCCGAUUGCUGGAAUGAAGAGGAGAUAUCUUGAAUCAACUGUUCUCUGUAUUCAACUCGACUAUAGCCAGCGUCUCUGCUCGUGGGUGUGUCUAAGUACUCACUGACUGCGUUACUUCUUCUCGAUGUUCUUCCACAUGGAGGACGAUGGUUUCUCUGGUGCGGGCUCCGCAUCACCCUUUUCCACAGCCUCGCGGUAUUGCGACGUACGCUCGCGGCCCUUCUGCGCCAUGGUGCUGUAUCGUGGCAGAUAGAUGCCCAACGCCCCAGCUACACCUACUAGCGUCGCGCCGAAGCCCAAGAUGACCGCCUGACCCUUCUUCAUCGUCCUUGCGUCGAAAGGAGCACCGGAAAGCUUGUGCUUGGUUGCUUGUCAAAAUGGUCGUCACAAAAAAAAGUGUUCCAAAAUACGUGGUCCACAUAACAUAAAACUAAAAAAUAGUCCACAAAAUACCCAGAAAUUGAUCAUUUGGGG
Molecule: messenger RNA, 1798 nt
Organism: Phytophthora nicotianae INRA-310
Lineage: Eukaryota; Oomycota; Peronosporomycetes; Peronosporales; Peronosporaceae
Exons: 1
Coding region: 28-1341 (437 amino acids)
Source: RefSeq, a predicted model, not a curated record